AUGACUUACGAAUGGAAUAAAAAUAGAAUAGAUGAUAUUGUUAACGAAGCCAUGGAAUACUCUUGUCAAGAAUCAAUUAUUGAAAAUAAGAAACAGGAAGUUUUCAUGGAAAAUAAAUUGAAAGAAUAUAUCACAGAAAUAAAUGAUAAUUUUGAUAUUGUUGAACCACUCAAUUUUAACGAGAUUAAAGAUGGUCUUGAUCCUAAAAUCAUAUGGAUGUUUCUCAUCAUCAUGCGAGUAACUUAUCAAGAAUUAUUAAAAUUAAAUACCAAUAAGAUUGAAAGUAGAAAUUAUUAUAUGGAUGAUUACAAUGCAAGAGGUGGAUACGAAGGAGCAAGAAGAAGAAAUCAAAAAAGUUACAAUGCUUGGUAA
This is a messenger RNA of Scutellospora calospora, 372 nucleotides long. The record is from the annotation of a GenBank genome assembly. Lineage: Eukaryota; Fungi; Glomeromycota; Glomeromycetes; Diversisporales; Gigasporaceae.